AUUGCCGGUGCAUGAUAUUGAGACGAAAUUUAAAAGUUGCAUUGUAACACUGUUUUGGUCGGCUUUACCUGCCCUCGAAGACACACGAUUUGCCUCAGUCGAACAAUGUACGACAGAGGGUCAAUUCCAAGAUGCAAGUGUCAUUCCGAAAAGAGGUUCCUUUUAUGUAUCUUCUUUAUAGUUGUUGUUUUUGUCCAAUGAUUCAUGGAGAGGGAAACCUGUGCUCGAAACUGAAUAUUGGAGAGAAUGAUUUCGACUCUUUUGAGUUAGACGAUCUCGUCGAUUGGUUGAAAAAUCAACAGAGACAAGUUGUGACUUUCUGCAACAACAAUCCCGUGGAUGAAAAUGAAUCAAACGUGGAUUUGCCAUCAUUUUCGUUUUUGGAGAAGGCGGACAACUGUGCCAAUUCGCAAACAUAUUGGACGGGAAAGCUCGACCAAAAAGGACUCCCCAAAGGACCUGGACAUCUGAAGUGGCGAAGUGGAGCCAAAAUUCAAGAUGACAAUAAUGUUAUUGGACAAGGGAUUAACGAAUGUUGUUUGAACUUGAAAACUGGAAUCCACAGUUUUUCCGGGAGCUUUUCAAAAGAUGGAAUUCUCAAGGGGAAAGGGAAAAUUGAAUUCGAAAACGAUCUUCACGGAAUGGAAGGACAACUCGUGGAUGGUCUCUUUGACGGAAAAGUUACGCAACAAGAUCGAAACAAAAAAUUGAAUUUUGUCGGCAUUUACAAACGAGGAUUAGCGCAUGGUCCCGCUUGGAUAUUUCCGGAAGACCCAGGACAACAAGGAAGAAUAUUCAUAUGGUUUGAACAAGGAGAGGUUGUUCCCUAUCCCACGGUUUGGUUAUCCAAAAAUAACCGAUUCUAUAUGGGCACUUUGGCCAACAGUUCUCUUCUAUUGGAUGCGAAAGAGGUCAAAUUUUCGAGAUCUACUGAUUACAGAUGUGUUCAGGUUCUCGACACGACCACGGCUGAGCCCGUGAAAAAAUCAAAAACCUCUCCCAAGAAGAUACGUCUUCCUGUUGUGAUUAAAGCUUUGCCCGAAUUGGGCAAAGUUGUUGUGCGAAGUGGGAAGACCUUGAUAUUCAAUCGAAUUGCCAAAACAGGCAGCCAAAGCAUCGCUGAGCUUUUGGUACAACUUGAAAAGAAGAACCAGAUUAAACCUCACAUUAUUAUAAAGCAAGUGGAAAAUCUUCUGGAAGAUCCUCGAUCGGUUUCGGGCUUUGUAGAAGAAAUUGACCGCAAGAGCGAAGCGGGUGCAUGGAUUCGCCAUUACAACUUCUUUAACAUGAUGGACUAUGGGGCAUUAUGGAAUCCUAUUUACAUCAACAUGGUCCGGGAUCCCGUGGAGAGAGUGAUAUCAUUUUUCUAUUAUCGAAGGGCGGCCUGGAAUAUAGUGGAGCGAAAAUUGGCUUUCCCGAAUGAUCCAUUACCAGAUCCAGACUUCCUCCGGAAAGACUAUGACUCGUGUGUUCUUUCAGGUGACCCUGAAUGUUCGUAUGAGGAAGGAUCCAAUAUCAUGAAAUACGAUGAUCAUCGGAGCCAGAUCAUGGCAUUUUGCGGCCAUGAUUGGAUGUGCACGGAAUUCAACUCCAAAGAUGCUCUGGAACGCGCCAAAGCUAACGUGGAUCAGUUCUACAGUGUGGUGGGAGUUGUGGAACGGAUGAACGACACUUUGACAGUGUUGGAACAUGAAUUGCCCAUGGUCUUUAGUGGAGCCAAAAAGUUAUACAAUUCCAAUCGGGAAAUCAAGAGGAAGCAGAUGAAAAAUGCUUACAAGUUGCCCGUGUCAGAUCAGGUUAUGGAUUUGGUGCGGCAAAAUUUCACCCGAGAAAUUGAGUUCUAUGAAUUUUGUCAACAACGAUUGCAACAUCAGUUGGAAUCAUUUAGAAAAUAACUCUACAUUGAAAGAGGCAUUCAAUUUCAAUUCACUAAAAAGGUUCAUUGA
Tigriopus californicus is the source of this 1946-nucleotide messenger RNA. RefSeq lists its product as uncharacterized. The transcript is spliced from 4 exons. The record is from RefSeq and is a predicted model, not a curated record. The coding region runs from base 132 to 1895 and encodes 587 amino acids. NCBI's taxonomy places the organism in Eukaryota, Metazoa, Arthropoda, Copepoda, Harpacticoida, Harpacticidae. Gene Ontology annotation, molecular function: sulfotransferase activity. Gene Ontology annotation, cellular component: membrane.